CUCAUUUGAGGGAUCCCGUUCCAGGCGUUCCGUAGCGAGAACGCACUGCCGAAGAGUUACUUUCGAAUCAUACUUGCUUAUACUCUGAUACUCUCUCACACACAUUCGACAGACACACCAUCAUGGGGCAGUGGAACUCUACCCCCUCUGAAAUACACGAGGACGAGCCCUUCCUCCUGUACAAGGAGCAACUGCAGCAGGAGCGAAUGAUGGAGCUGCAGAACCAGUGGUUGGAGCGGACAAAUGCCAUGGAGAUAGCCUGGUCCAGGGAGUUCGUCAGAUACUACGGAGCCUUCUGCGCAGUCUCCACUGUGGGGCUCUGUGUGGGUGCCUUUCAGAGGAGGAGGCUGGUCCUGCUGGCGCCACUGGUCCCCCUGGGUUGCGUGCUGACCUACCAGCUGGACCAGGUCUACGGCACCCUGCGGGGUCGGGUCAGAGGUGAGACCGCUCCCUCGGUCCUCCUACCACGGGUAAUCUCUUGCAGAAGCGUUUUCAAGUCAUCGCUGAGCUCAUACUCCCGCGGGCGCCCACCAGUGUACAGCAAGUGGAGGCAGAGAGACUCAUGGGGUCAGAGCGAGCCAAACUGGGCCCACCAGGAGGGCACCUGACCUUCCAGGCCCUAGAGGACAUCCGUAAGGCCAGACCCAACGCACUCCGUGCAUGGCCUAUCCCUCAUGAUCACCCUCUCCGAAUUCAGAAGAAUCUGCCCACGCCACGACUUGAUGCUAAAGAUCCUGAUGUCAGUUGCGGCCAUUUUACUAAAUAAUCGUCUGAUGUCAGUUGCGGCCAUUUUACCAAAUAAUCGUCUGAUGUCGUCUGGCAUCGUAAAGAAUAACCACUCUUAUGUUUUACAUUUGCACUAUCAAACUCAAAUAAAUAAGCAAUAAAAUAUAUUUUCCAGUUAUUAA
Messenger RNA from Gadus morhua (Atlantic cod), 908 nucleotides. RefSeq names its product plasminogen receptor, C-terminal lysine transmembrane protein (gene plgrkt). The record is from RefSeq and is a predicted model, not a curated record. NCBI's taxonomy places the organism in Eukaryota, Metazoa, Chordata, Actinopteri, Gadiformes, Gadidae. Gene Ontology annotation, cellular component: plasma membrane. The coding region runs from base 123 to 608 and encodes 161 amino acids. The transcript is spliced from 6 exons. Gene Ontology annotation, biological process: positive regulation of plasminogen activation.